AUGGCAGUGGCUAGACCUAUCCUCGCCUUCAGUUCGCUGAUACUGGUCGCUGGUGGCCUGCUCUUCCAGUUCCUAAACAUCCUCACUGGUGGUGUCAACAAGAGCCCUCUUAACAAAUUCUACUUCCUCGAGGCUUCCACCGAAGGCAUCCCCAACGCGCGCAACCCGUCGCGAUGGACCUUCUUUGCCAUCUGCGGCUCUGACCCAUCAUCCGGCAACAAUGCCAACUGCGGCUCACCCGUCCCAGCGCUGCCAUUUGACCCGCCCAGGAACUUUGGCACCCAGCAAAACAUCCCCGAGCAAUUCAUCGGUACACACCAGUACUACUAUCUGUCUCGUUUCAUGUUCGCUUUCUACUUGAUCGCCCUCUUCUUCGCUGCCAUCGCUCUCAUCUCCGGUCUACUUGCUCUCUGCAGCCGCCUUGGAGGAUACCUCUCCUCCUUGAUGACAUUUGUCGCUCUGUUCUUCCAGACGCUCGCUGCAGCUCUCAUGACCGCAUGGGUAGUCAAGGGUCGCGACGCUUUCCGUUCCGCUGGUUUCGAAGCACGCAUCGGAAGAUACCUCAUGGGUUUCACCUGGGCUGCCGUUGCCUGUUACUUCCUAGCUACCGUCAUGUUCUGCCUUGGUGGCCGUCUCGGAGGCGAUCGCUCUUCCAGCAUGCGCCGAACACGCUCUACCAAGUCAAACCGCAGCCGAGGUAGCUUCUUGGACACUGAAUCUCAACGCAAGACCAGGGAUUACUCUCCUUAA
Alternaria arborescens is the source of this 750-nucleotide messenger RNA. RefSeq lists its product as hypothetical. Lineage: Eukaryota; Fungi; Ascomycota; Dothideomycetes; Pleosporales; Pleosporaceae. Gene Ontology annotation, biological process: fungal-type cell wall organization; septin cytoskeleton organization; cortical actin cytoskeleton organization. The transcript is spliced from 3 exons. Bases 1 to 750 code for a protein of 249 amino acids. Gene Ontology annotation, cellular component: plasma membrane; membrane raft; cell cortex. The record is from RefSeq and is a predicted model, not a curated record.